GGCGUAGUAAUUUGGACGUGGCAUUUCCGUCAAAAUGGUUGACAACUUGAAAAUGAAAGUAUCCGAAUGUCAUCUAAAGAUCACACUCGCUUUCUAACUCUGACUUAACGUUUCGAUUUACUGCUCAGUUAAAACUCAGACACUUAUUGAAAUUUUAAAAUUAUUUUCCAGUAGACUUUAUGUUAAUGUUAUGAUAUUUUGAAAGAUAUUUUCUAAAAUAUUUAACAUUAUGGCAAGACUAGUUGCUAUUUGUGAAACCGAUGUCAACUUUGACUUUCAACGACGACAAGUUCCAAUAGAGGUGGACAAUAUGAAGAUGGUUGUCCAAUUUAGUGACAAGUGUGUUGAUUGUGAAAAGUUGUGUGGGGUAAAGCAGAGAGACCUGGAGCACUUUACUAACAAGUUCAACACCCUAACGAAAGAUGAGGUGGCUGUGGCAUUGUUGGUCUCUGGUAAAGAUAUUAUGAGCUUGUUGUCUCAUAUGGUUCCUUGUGUAGGCUGUAGAAAAAGUGUUGAAAGAUUAUUUGUUCAGCUUCAGAAGUCACAACACCCAGCCCUAGAGCCAUUAGUGAUUACACCUCGAGGUGAAAUGUCCGUCCAACAUGAAUAUUUGUUUGAUCCCAGGUCACUGUUUGCAUUGUUUCAUGUGCAUGGUUCAAAGUUACAUUCUGUUGUUGAGGCUAUUCCAAAGAGUAAGAAAAACAAAAGAUGUAACCUACAUUCUCUUGAUACCCACAAAUCUAGAACACUAGGGUGCUGGCUAGAUGCUUGGGAUGCAUUGUCAGAGUCUUGUAGGGAAAAAGUUCUUGUAGUUGAUAUGAAGCGCCUAUUAAUAACAGUUGAUUCCUACCUUGAUAAACACAAAUUUUGUGGAGAGUGCAAAUCUAAAGUAAUGUUAGCUUAUAACAUUCUUAUUGGAGAGGUAGACAGUGCUUCAGAGAAAGGUUAUUGUGCUGCCCUCUAUGAAAAUUUACGGUGUUGUGCAAAGGAGCAGCAUGUUCAUGUUCUGAAUGAUACAGAUUUCAUUGCUCACUUGCUAGAGAAGGCUGAACCAGAGUUUCUAGGGGGAAAACGAGACAGACAUGCAAAAACAUUAGAUAUAGCUCAAGAGGAAGUUCUGACUUGCCUGGGUAUUCACAUAUUUGAACGCCUACACAGAAUCUGGCAGAAGUUGCGCAGUGAGGAACAAACUUGGUUGAUACUGUUUUACAUGGGGGUUGAUGCUUUGAGAAAAAGUUAUCAGAUGGCCCUUGAAGAGAAACAGGGGGCUUCAAACCUGGAACUUCUGUGUGAGGAACUAGAGGAGAAAGAAAAAAGACAGGAAGAAAAGAAAGAGAUGAAGAGACAAAAGAGAAAACAGAAGAAAGCAAAAGCUCAGUUGUGUCCUGUUUCUGUGAUUAAAACAUGUUCAGACCUUAUUGAUGAAAUACCCUGUCAGUGUUCUACAAUGGAGCCUGAUAACAACCCCAAGAACAAUAAAUAUCACCACCAUCGCAAUAGCAAAGAGUCCUGUAGUGAUGCCAAUUUCAACUCCCUGACCCUGUCCUUACAAGGCUGUGACCUCAGUCUCCAGGCGCGGCAUGUUUAUUCACAUCAUGAUACUGUGAUACGGUCAAGUAGAGGAGGGGAGUGGGCAGAUGCUUCAGAGGUUGACAGUUGUGAAAGUUGUAGUAUGCAAGGGUCAAAUGAAGGUUCUGAAGAGGGUGAGUGUUCAGGUUCAUUUACAGACAGCUUGGACAGUUGUGAUUGUGAUAUGCUUAGGUCAUCUCCUAAACGAGUGAGAGGGCAUCAGGUUAAUUUCUUAUCAAGUUGCCAUAAUGACAAAGUAGCAUUCCAAGCCAGUGAACAACCUACUCUGCAAGACCUUUUGGAGGAUUUGUGUUGGGAUGAUGGAGAAGAUGAAGAUCCAGGUAUAUCAGAAGAAGAAAUUCUUGAAUUCAAAGCUAGGUUAGAGGAAGUAGAGAGUAAACGGCAGAAACUACGUCAAAACCUUCGUCAGCGGUUUGAGGAGUUGCAUAUGUCCAGACAUGUUAAUUCUAUGUAGUUGUUUUUCUCAUAAGAGCCCAUUUAUGUUUUUAAAUUAUCUUUGUUAACUUGGUGGUGAGGCACAGGAUUUCAGAACUUUAUGUGGGCUUUAAUUGUCUAUUUAAAUAUAAAUCAUACUGUGUCAUAUUUUUCUUGGUGGAAGAAAUUGAUUAGGUAGAAUCCUACCUAAAUAACAAAGUUGUAUGGUCUGCAGAUAUUCAGGUAAUUUAUGCUAAAAAAAUUGUUGACAUUUAGUUUAUUGUAGUGCAGCUUUUUUUAAAAAAUAAAAUAAUUGAUUGCUUCUGUGUGAAUUUGUAAAUUGUAACAAAUUCAGUGAUGAAUUAUUGGUUUAAAUAAAACAUUUUUUAAUCUAUUUAACUUCAAAUGAGUAAAGUGUAUUUAUUUAGUUCUGUAUAUUAUAUUAAUUGCAAACAACUGAAAUUUUUAAAAAUAAUUCAAUCCUCUAGAUUCAAUAUUGAGUUACUACCAGAAUACUUGUGUUGAAUAUAAAACUAAUUGAAAGACUAUGGUUGGAUUGAUUUUUUUCUGUUAUAUACACAUGUGCCUUGUGGAGAUGGUUGAUUUUAACCAGUCUCACUUGGUUUCUCAGUUGAUGCUAUUUUUCUAUACCUCAAUUUUCAGAUUAUCUUAAGUAUGUUAUUAUUACUCUUAAUUCAUGAACUUUUUUAUCCAAUGUGAAGUUCCAAAUUUAAGUUUUUUAUUAGUUAUUUACUUUAAAAAAAAACAAUAGCCUUAUCUGCCUACUCAACCACCUACAAUACUAAGGUUUUGACCUUUAUUCAUCAUAUUUUUUAAUCAAAGUACAACCAUGCCAACAGUUAAUUGAAGUGUUUGAAAAGACAAUCACACAUGAGAUGUAUGGCUGCUAGAUCUAAUAGUUAAAAGGAAUCAGACCUGGGUGUUAUAAUGUUGCAACUAAGUUAUUUCUUCCUGCAUUAUUUUUUAACAAACACUAGGAAGAACAGUGUAAUAAUCCAAAGCAAUAUAAUUUACAAUCAAUACGAGGUAUGUUUGCUUCAGUGUUGCUGCUAAUAGAGUGUAGAAGCUUAUUAAGAAUGUCAGGUUUUUUUAGAUACCAGUUCAGUUCUUUGCCAUCAGUCAUGCAUUUGUGGUCAUUCUUCUCCAUAACAGAAUACACCAUUUUCGUGUGAUGCGUCUGUUAAGAGCUCAACUUUUUAAAAAGUGGUUAAUUUUUUUUUCUAUCUUGUACCUGAACAAAACUUAAAAACCAUGACAUUCCGUUUCCAAUAAAUAAUUAUUGUAACAAAUCAUCUGAAGCUGUAGUUUUCUUAACAGACAUUUCUCUGUAGUAUUUAGCUAGCUACAAACUCACUGGCUGAAGGUAGUUUCCAUUGUUUUAGUUUUCCAAUCGCUUUGGAUAUUAAAUUACAUUUAUAAUGCUGUUAAAAGACAGGUAUCUGAUAUUUUUUUUAGAACUUAAACAGAUAUUUGUUGUUUGAUAUUUUGUUUGAUACUGCACUACCAAUACAGGUUUCAAGUAAGAUUUCACACUGAUUAGGCAUGUCUUUUCUUAGGCAUACUUAUUUAUAAACUAAGUUAUUAAAUAAAAUACUUUUGCUUGUAAUUAGAAAAAGUAACUACGAAAGUAUCUAAACACUACCAUGAAAGUAAUUGUGCAUAUUUAGUACACAAACUGAGUUAACACACAGUACUUUCACUUUUUAUUGACUUUAUUGUUAAGUUUGUUGAAAAGCGUCAUUUUAUGUAAGGGUAAAAAAAUUUAUUCUGAACUAUUUUACAAAAAUAGACUAUUUCUUGUUACACUUUGUCUGAUAUUUACACUGAAAAGUGUUUUUCAUGAAAUUUUAAAAUCUAUUAAAGUAAAAAUUCUUGUAAGUUUGUAAUGAACAACUUGAAAUUUUACUACUGCAAUAUACAACUGUAUUACUAAUUCCAUUGCUAAAGUCACUGACAAUCAACAGCUGAGAAAGUUGUUUAGUUUAUACUUGUGAGGCUAUCAAAGCCGCUAGUUGUCCCAAUGCUUUCUUCCUGCAUGAGUGGCAAACAGCUGAAUUUUCUGUGUUGGAUUAUUGUAAACUUUUCAGCAGGUCUAAACUGUUUUUAUACAUUUUAUUCUCUGAAUGCUUUCAGGUUAUUCUUUUAUUAAAUUAAUUAAACCAGCUUUCUUUAGGUGAUCUAGUUGAACAAAUAGUUUUGUGCAAAAAUGUACUAGUUACUUAAAUGUCACAAUUUUUUUUUUUUUGUUAAGCUUCCUACAAAGGUACACAGAAUUUAUGUAUGUGUGAUCAAUUUGUUUAUCAUUACUGAAUUAACUGUUGACAAUGUAAUAUGCAAAACUAAUUAAAUUGUGAUACUUUUUUCUGUCUUUUCAUUCAUUAAAUAAGAGUACUCAAUAGGAAAUAUCAAAGAAUUUGGGCAAUUGUUUAUAUUAGUUACGUUUAUGCAAGCAUUCUUAUUAUUUAAAGUGCAAGAAGAGUCGCUGCCUGCUGUAUCCUUGUACAUCGUCCCUUCUGUAAUCAUGUUUUGUCCACCUGCCACAUCAGUACAUUGAAUGAAAUAAAUAAACUAU
Physella acuta is the source of this 4597-nucleotide messenger RNA. RefSeq names its product gametogenetin-binding protein 2. Lineage: Eukaryota; Metazoa; Mollusca; Gastropoda; Physidae. The record is from RefSeq and is a predicted model, not a curated record. Gene Ontology annotation, cellular component: nucleus; cytoplasm.